GAGAGAGAGAGAGAGAGAGAUAAGGUCACACAUAUGGAUAAAAUUCAUAGCAAUUGUAUAGGAACUUUUUCCCAGGUAAAAAGAUAAUUACUGCAGAAAAUUGAUCUAGAAUUUAAUUAAAAUUAUUGAUCUAAUAGAAAAUUAGAAAUUCUUUUGUUACAGAAUUUUGAAUAGCUAUUUUUAUUAUAAAAUUCUAUCUAUACAAAAUACUUCCUUUUCGUAUAUUCUAUUUGCUAUAGUACCUCUAUCAUUCAUCUAACAUAGAAAGUAAUACUAACAUGAAAAACAUAUUUUAUAUAAGACUUUUCAAACGCUCCACGUUUUGGUUGAAACUUGCACGAAUUCGACGAGAUUCAACGGCAGGAUUAAUCAGAUUAAUCGGAUCAAUCGUCUCUUCAUUUCAAAUGAUCUUAUCUUCGGAUUCUCUCUAAAAUGGAUUACAUUGAAGUAGACGGUAGAAUGAAAUUUCCUCGACGGUUGGGCGUAAUAACUAAUCUCAUCAGUUGCAAGUGUAUAAAAGGAAAAUGCAUGUCUGCCGGAGCGCUGAAGGCUCUUAACAGUUAAAGCAGCCGAAGCCAAUACUCGCGACGUUGCACCAUGCAUUCUUUAUAGUCAUAACCAGACCAUGAGUCGUCAUCAGAUCAUGCGAUUCACAAAGGGAUUAAUGUCUCCUCCUAUCACAUUACUGUUAGAGAUCAAGCCAAGACCUGCAUUAUCGAGGUGCCUUAUUAGUGCUCUUUCGCGCUCUCGUUGCGAAAGCGAUUAUGCUCUUCGAGACGAGAAGGUCGCCGCCAAGUCAUAGACAAUAUCAUACACAUCCUCGUUUCCAUAGUUCGCGUUAUCGCUGUGGUCAUUGGACAUUCCGCGGGUACUAUUGUAGAAAGAAGCCAACUCAUGUUCGUUUUUACAAACUUUGGUUAACUUAACUGGUUGGUUCUUCCAAUGGAAUUGAUCAACCACAUUUCUUAUUAGUCAGACUUGAUAGAUGCUAUUGGUCAAUUCCGUUGGAACAACCAGCCGAUUAAGUUAACCAAAGUUGGUAGAAAUGGGCAUUAAUUCAUUAUUUUCCUUGACGCGUAAAGAACCGAGGAUGCAUCGGCUAAAUCCCAUCGUGUUGUGCGCACUUCUACUGGUGAUCGCCUACGCGGCGGAAAAUCAGAGCAAUUCCACUCAUGAAGACAAGCAGCAGAAUGACACGAUGCACUAUGAGUCUCAAGUGAACUUCACCACUACUUUGAACCACGACGAGAAUUCCACGAGAGACAACGAGGACUCGGUACAGCAUGAGUUUUAUAGCAACUACACGAAGAACCUCGAUGAGAAUGACAGUCAGAAUGUGACGGCCGAGCUUCGCGACAAUUCUACAGAGAUUAACGACGGAGGCAACUCUACCACGUCGCAGCUUCGCCCAGGAAGCAAUUUGAACGAAACGAAUUCCAACAUCUGCAAUGUCACAUUCUGUAUACCAAUUUGUUGCGAACCCGGCAAUCGUAUGAUCCAUGUCGGAGACAAGUGGAAAUGCAAGCCCGAUGACAGUAAUUAUGAUUUCCCGGAGGUGCAGGGGACAAGCAAGAAGGCGGACGAGAUUUUUCCACUGUACGUAUCAGAUCCAUGUACCAAUGAAAUGCGCUACGCGCUCGAUAUCUCCUUAUAUGUCACCGACGAGUACAUAAUUCUGACCAACGGUUCUUUGUACCUAACGCUAAAGGACAAAUUGAUGGAUCCGACAACUUACUGCUACGCCGUCAUGAACAAGAGUAAAUACGUGCCGACCUUCUGCUUCGAUGAACCAAGUCCGCCCAUCGAUGGCGUGGAUUUCACCGGUAUACCCAUCGGUAUCAUAGUGUCCUUGCCGUUCCUGCUGUUGACCUUCGUGGUGUACACCAUACUACCGGACCUCUGGAACAUGCAUGGCUACACACUUCGCGGAUACGUCGGCUCGUUAUUCGUCGCGUACAUAUCCCUCGUGCCGUUCCAUCUGAUAUCGCCUAACGAUUUGUCGGAUGCAGCCUGCAGUGGAUCGGCCUUCGUCAUUUACUUCUCGUUCCAGGCGAGCUUCUUCUGGCUGAACGUGAUGUGUUUUGACAUUUGGUGGACGUUUAGCGGAUUCCGCUCGUCACUAGGAAAUGUGAAGCUACGAGAGAGAAAUAGAUUCAUCAUGUAUUCGAUUUACGCGUGGAGUUGCCCCUCCUGCCUUACUAUCCUCUGUCUCAUCAUGGAUUUCGUCCCCGAUAUACCGGAAACUUUAAUCAAACCGGGGUUUGGCAUAAUUAAAUGUUGGUUCUCGACGAACGAGGCAAGAGGUUUAUAUUUUUACGUACCCAUGAGUAUCACUAUUAUCUGCAACAUUUUCCUGUUCAUUUCCAUGGCCUUCAAGAUCGUACGGCACAAGAAGGGCACAACUCAUCAGCUGAGAAGCUCGGAAAGCAAACGUCACAAUGACAACAAGCGAUGGUUCAAAGUGUAUCUGAAGUUGUUUAUCGUGAUGGGCGUAAACUGGUCCAUGGAGAUAAUAUCGUGGGUGAUCAAGGGCGUGCCUAUAUCCGCCUGGUAUGCAACCGACCUGAUGAACGCUCUGCAGGGUGUCAUCAUCUUCAUCAUAUUCGUGUGGAAGGACAAUAUCAGGAAGCAACUACUAAAAAAAUUUGUCUGUCGGGAAAACAUAUUCUCCAUAAACUCAAGGCGCAGUGGUUGCAACAGCAAAAGUACUCCGCGCAACAUCCCAACGGGAGUGACACUUCAGAAGAAGAUCAUCCCCUACAUACAGAACUGGCGCGCAAAGAAAUCGUCCGACAAGAAUUCGACCAAUUCUCCUAAUGUAUAAUGCGAGGAGAGAAUUCCUUUGGUGCAGAAUCAUCGUGGUCGGUAGCCUAUAAUAUGUUAUUGCCGUAAUGUAAUUUUGCAGUCAAAGUUAAAUUUUGUAUUAUUGUACGUUGAUCUCUUUUUAUUUUUCACUUUAUACAGUGUAUCUGGCGGCACAACACUAAUAGUACAACACUCGCUUGUACGUUAAACAGUACAGGACAAUUUUUUAUCGCUUUACAGAUUUAACAAUAGUUAGUAAAGAAUUGAUUACAAAAUAUCAACGAAAGUGUGUGAUUGCACGGAAAGUGCUAAGUCGGUCUUUGUGAAUAAGUUGAUAUCGCGAGAAGAUAUCUGAUUGGUGCAUUUCUAAAGAUGGAUGGAAAUGCACCAACCAAAACAGAAUAUUUUCAUCCAGCAAGCAACCAGCAUCGAAACAAGCAUCGUGUUCCGCUGGCUUUAGUAGCAGAAGAAAGAGGGCGCACUAGUGCAUCCGAUCGAAUUUUGGCUUUAUUGCCUAUUGUAGAAGACUUAUUACAUAUAGCCAUUUUAUUUACUACACAUUAUUAAAGAUAUCUUCUGUGAUAACAAGUAACCAAUAAAAUAGCUUUGUGUGAUACAGUAUUCAUUGGAAAACAGUCAUUACAUAAUUGUAAACGAAUGAGUGCAUUCAGUACUACCGCUCAUUGAGCGUUCACUGAGCUCUUUCAUCUGAUUGGUAUAUAUUUUUAGAUCUAAAGAAAUAUGCCAAUCGGAUGUAAAAGUUCACUAAGCGUUCAGUAAGCUGCUGUCGUAUUGGAUGCAUCUAAUAUCGUAAUUGGAGUUGGUUUAUGGCUGGCGUAUGGUGAGCAUCGAAGAAUAUUGCCUCUCGUGAAAGUGUGAGAAAGCAAUUUAUAAUUCGAAUUAAUUUCACCUUUGAAAAUCUGUGAUUUAUUAAGACGACUUGGCAAACCUAUUUAAAUUCCUGAUGUUUCGUUGCGAGAAUGAUCGUAAUAGAAAUGUGGGAAUAACUUCCACGCUCAAAAACUAUGUAUCAUUAUCUUUAGACAAAAAUGCUAUCAUGAAGAAUACUGCGUGGGAUACGACUGACGCUGUUUCGGCAGAUGGAUACUUCAACAUUUGCGUACUGCUUAGCAUGCUGCUAGGAUUCUAUCAAGACUACAAACGUGUAGUAAUUAACGCGCGUCACGAAUUAAUUUUAUUACGGUCUCGCAGUGACAACAACAGUCUAUUUGGAUCUUCAGCGUUGCAACCUAAGAGCGAGAUAUUCAAAAUACAAUAGCGAAUGCCUCAUGUAAUGUUGAAUGAUAUCAAUAAACUUGCCCUGCUGAGAACUUUGGAGAAUGAUCGAUAUCUGAGUAUGAGUUUCCGCUCAUGGGAUCUGUAUGAAUUUCCUCUGCUCCAAAGUACGACCAAACAUCUGUGGACCGUCAAACCAGCCACUAAUUUGGAAAAACCGCGAUAUAUUAUCUUUGCCUUGCAGACUAGUCGAAAAAAAUGUCAUGUCGGAAAAUAUAACUCAAUUCGACAACUGCAAUUUGAAUCUCUAUCUAAAUUCAGAGUGUUAUCUAUACGAUGACAUAAAUUUAGAUUUUGUAAGAAACAGAUAUGCAAUAUUUUAUGAUAUGUAUAGUCCUUUCCGCAAAUCGUAUUAUGGAUACAACAAUGCUGAGGUAUGGUUAACACUAUCGACUUUCUGAAACAUAGUCCUUUCGUGGUUAUCGACUGUUCGCGUCGAAACGAAUCUGUUAAGAGUGCCAUUGUAGAUGUGAUAGAAUUUGAGUGUAGAGAGAAUAUACCAGUGAAUACAACCGUAUACUAUUUGAUCCUGCAUGAUCGUGUAGUUGAAUACAGUCGACUAACCAACUUAGUGCGCAAAAUCAACUAACACUGGAAAGUAUAUAUAUGAGAUAAGAAUAAUAACAAAAAUCAAAAAGCUAUAUACGACAUUUUUAUCCCGAACGUAUCGAAGAGCACAUCAUUAUGGUCGUACCAACAUUUGUGGACUUGCAAGGAUUCGUCGUUGGGAAAAGAUUUAUUGUAAAGGAAGUAGCGAUACUUAGGAAUGGAUCUGUUCUCUCCCAUUAUAUCUUUACUAGUCCCAUACCAUGGCAUCUUCUAACAAGAUUCGACA
Molecule: messenger RNA, 4936 nt
Organism: Odontomachus brunneus
Lineage: Eukaryota; Metazoa; Arthropoda; Insecta; Hymenoptera; Formicidae
Product: probable G-protein coupled receptor Mth-like 3
Exons: 5
Coding region: 1046-2824 (592 amino acids)
Biological process (GO): cell surface receptor signaling pathway; G protein-coupled receptor signaling pathway
Cellular component (GO): membrane
Molecular function (GO): G protein-coupled receptor activity
Source: RefSeq, a predicted model, not a curated record